Vespula pensylvanica (western yellowjacket) is the source of this 1292-nucleotide messenger RNA. RefSeq lists its product as uncharacterized. The transcript is spliced from 3 exons. Gene Ontology annotation, molecular function: lipid carrier activity. Lineage: Eukaryota; Metazoa; Arthropoda; Insecta; Hymenoptera; Vespidae. The record is from RefSeq and is a predicted model, not a curated record. Bases 69 to 1133 code for a protein of 354 amino acids. Gene Ontology annotation, biological process: lipid transport.
AUUUAAUACGGGAGUGAGACGAAAAUGACCUCGUAGGUUGAUGAUUGCGUAACGAGUGCAAAACGGAAAUGAGCUUUAAUAGGAUAAAAAGGUAUAGGCAUUAUGGUGGUAGGGCAGUAUAUUGCAGAUUGCAUCGCACUCUGUACGGGGACUUUGAACGAGAAGGGAAACCAUCUUUGUUUCUUCUACAACUCUACUCUAUCAUGGAUUUCGUGAUAAUACCGUAUUUUUUAGUAUUAACGUCGUAUGGAUCAGUGAUCAAUGAAACCGACAAUUGGAAGAUAAAUGGCACUUAUUAUCAACCUGAAUACACUUAUUUCGUCAACAUGAAUUACGAAGCAUCAGCGGAAAGAAAUCAACCAGCAAUUUACAAGUUGAAUUUAACGUCCGUAAUGAAAUGCCAAGCGAAAGACUUAAAUAUCCUAUCGUGUUCGUUGGAAAAGAAAAGAUCUGUACUGCUGGAUUUGAAACACGACACGUAUUUCGAUCGAAUACAAACUAGCAAGGAAAUGUUUGAAAUACGUUUUGACAAAUACGGAGUCGAUAGCAUUCGAGUGUCCUCGAAGAUCGACGAAAGCGAAUACAGCUUGAUCAAAUUGAUCGUUAGCCAAUUGAAUAUUGGUACCAAUUUAAGAUCACACAGGUUCUCAUUGAUAUUUUUGGAUAAAGAAAAUUCUACGGCCGGUAGAUGCGACACCCUUUUUAGCAUAACUCAAUUCCCUUGCAAGCAAACGAAUUUUACGAUCGCUGAUUACAAAAACUACAAAAUGCGUACGAUCUUGUACGACUUCUUAAGCGACACGAUUGUUUUGAGAAAAAGAAGGAACCUCAGAAAAUGCGAGAAAUCCACUGAAGUAUCACCGGUCGAGAUUAAUAAUUCGGUUAAUUUAACCGUAACAUCAUCUUACAGUGAGAUACACUUUUGCAAAGAUUCCUUCGAAAGUUCUACCAUAAUCGAAGGUAAAUCAUUAACCAUCAAUCGCGAUCCACGAACUUCCGUUUUCCGGCAAGUGAUCAAUGUCCGUUUGGAGAACAUCGGAAAGAGCGCAGAAGAUCUAUCAUUUCCUAGCGAUGCUGCGAGCGAUAUUAUUUAUUUACAUAAAACUGUCGAAUCUAAUCAUUUCGAUACAUAAUUAUUAUUUUAUUUCUUUCUUUUCUUUCUAUUUCCUUUUUCUUUUUGUUACGAAUAGAAAUAACUCCUUGAUACGCCGAAAAAGAGUAUUAUAUUUAUACAUAUUAACGUAUAACAAUUAAUGGAUGUUUCUUUUUUUAAAUAAAAAUUCUCACUGUCA